AGGUGGAAGGAUAGGUUGCAGGGAGAUCAAAACUCACACAAGUGAGCGACGUCACUUUGAAUUUGGGGAUGUUGCAAAACGACAUAUUAUGGUCUGAAACUAGUGGCGUCGGUUUUUGAAAUGCUCACUCAUAUUUGAGCUUUAUCGACCCUGUAUGCGCUGGUGUAGAUUAUUCGUGCUGUGCACUUUAUGAACUCGGCCGAGAUCUGCACAGGCCGACACGGAACUCGAUAUGCCAAGUGAUAGAUAUCGACGGCUGCAAUAGGGAAACAUGAUUCGUCCCGGCCUUGAGACUUUUAGCUGUCUACAACCUUUACUUCUGUUACACUUCUUCAUACCGAUGACCUCUGCCACGCAGUACACAGUCACAGUGGACGCAGCUAGACCCCUAAGGGACAUCAGACACUUCUGGAAGAGCACUGGCUUUUGCCCUCCACUUCCACAUGCACAGGCUGACAAAUAUGAUCUUAGCAAAGACCAGCAGUUGAAUCUUGCCUACAUCGCCUCUGUUCCUCACAAUGGUAUUGAGCAGGUCAGGAUCCAUUGGCUUCUGGAGCUGGUGACUGUUGAACUUGUUUCUGAAAGUGGCCAACCUUCUUAUAACUUCACCAAACUGGAUGCUCUUAUUGACCUAUUGUGGAAACUUGGAUUAAAGCCUGGUUUCGAGUUGAUGGGAAGUGUAUCUGGUUUCUUUACUGAUUUUGAGGAUAAAAAGCAAUUGUUGGAAUGGAAGAACCUUGUGUCUCUUGUUGCAAAUCGAUAUAUAAAUAAGUAUGGUCUAGAAUAUGUUUCCCAGUGGAACUUUGAAACGUGGAAUGAACCAAACAAUCAUGAUUUUGACAACGUUUCCAUGACGAUACAAGGUUUCUUAAAUUAUUAUGAUGCCUGCUCUGAAGGUUUGAAGGAAGCUAGCCCUUGCCUUCUCUUCGGAGGCCCUGGAGAUUCCUGCCAUUUUCCUCCUCAAUCUCCAUAUUGCUGGGCCUUGUUUAAGCAUUGUUAUAAUGGAACCAACUAUUUCACAGGAGAGACUGGGGUGCGGUUGGACUAUAUAGCCUUGCACAAAAAGGGUGGAGGACAUAGUUUGAAGAUUCUUGAGCAAGAGUGGGAGACAGCCCAGAAAAUUCAGGAACUAUACCCUUUAUUUAAGCAUGUGCCAUUUUACAAUGAUGAAGCUGAUCCUCUGGUUGGAUGGUCCACACCACAAGAAUGGAGAGCGGAUGUGACGUAUGCUGCAUUGGUAGCAAAAGUUAUAGAACAACAUCAAAAUCUUCUCAUUGCUAAUCCAGACAACGACAUUAAUUAUAUGCUACUAAGUAAUGAUAAUGGCUUCUUAAGCUAUUAUCCACAUUACUUUACACAAAGGACUCUUACUGCCCGCUUCCAGAUGAACAACACCAAACCACCUCAUGUUCAGCUGCUGAGGAAGCCUGUUCUUACUGUGAUGGGCCUGCUAGCCCUAACAGGCGAGAAGCAGAUAUCUGCAGACCUCACAGUGGAUGGAGAGAUUUCAGGAGAGAAUAGCACUCUAGGUGUGAUGGCAAGCAUCCACGUACCUGUUUUUAAUUGGACGUCUGACACUUGGCAGUCUACCAUAAUGAUUUAUAACAGCAAUGACAGUGCACCAUCCAUAGACAUAGGUUAUGUGAAUAUCAAUCUCACUGGUUAUCCUACUUACCUAGAGCUGAUGUACACCCUGUAUUAUCUUGACAACAAUGCAACAAACCCGUAUUUGCUGUGGAAAAAUUUAGGGAGUCCCAUCUUUCCUACAACUAAGCAAUUUCAACAGCUUCGAAACACUGAGAACCCUUCAUUUAUGGGACCUUUUCCAUUUCCAUCCAAAAGCAGCUUUACAAUCAAGGCAGAGCUUCCCAUCCCAUCUUUGCUUUUUAUCCAUAUUUGUGCAAAACCCAAAACCCCUCCUGAUCAGGUAACUGGUGUGCAUUUUUUGCCAGUCACUAAAGGACAAGUUGUCAUCCUUUGGAAAGACGGGUGUGUGAACUCAAGAUGUUUAAAAACAUUUGAAGUGGAGUUUUCUGAAGACCAGAGGAAUUACACAAGAAUCAAUUCAAAUGAUACCAUCUUUAACUUGUUUCUGUUUGCUCCAGAUGGAGCGGAGGUAUCCGGAUAUUUUAGAGUCCGUGCUGUGGAUUACUGGGGAAACUCGGGUGAAUAUUCACUCCCAGAAAAAUACAGUGAAGAUAUCCACUAGUCUGCUGCUCACGGUAUCCUUUAAUUGGCUGCUGUUGUCUUUGUAUACAUAAUUCAUUUACUCUCAUUUAGUCCAAAUGUUAUUUUUCCUCAGAUACAUCAUUGUGUACUUGGAAAACAGUUUAUUCUGGGAUAUUUUUCAAAGGGAUGAACAAACCGCAGCUUUGUGUUGCUCCACUGGCUCUUCGGUAUCACUAAAUGCUCAUGCUGAGUUGCUUCGCUCUCAUUGGAUUAUCCCAUAUAUUGAGCAUGUAAUUGGAUGGCUGAAGUGUUUUGGAAACUCCCGCAGUAUUUUUAACUCUUAUCUGGAUUAUCAGCCUGUGCUCAAGUCAGUUUAUCUUUUUCCAUGGGUUACACGGGUCACCUCCCCAGCUAAUUUUUCUCUCUAAUAAGCUAAGCUGCUUCUUAAGGCUAUAAAAGGGAAUCUGUAAAAAAUAUACUUGCGUAAUAG
This is a messenger RNA of Erpetoichthys calabaricus (reedfish), 2659 nucleotides long. RefSeq names its product alpha-L-iduronidase (gene idua). NCBI's taxonomy places the organism in Eukaryota, Metazoa, Chordata, Cladistia, Polypteriformes, Polypteridae. The record is from RefSeq and is a predicted model, not a curated record. Gene Ontology annotation, biological process: carbohydrate metabolic process. The transcript is spliced from 14 exons. The coding region runs from base 272 to 2209 and encodes 645 amino acids. Gene Ontology annotation, molecular function: L-iduronidase activity.